Molecule: messenger RNA, 2141 nt
Organism: Alosa alosa (allis shad)
Lineage: Eukaryota; Metazoa; Chordata; Actinopteri; Clupeiformes; Clupeidae
Product: chondroitin sulfate N-acetylgalactosaminyltransferase 1-like
Exons: 9
Coding region: 441-2012 (523 amino acids)
Cellular component (GO): Golgi cisterna membrane
Molecular function (GO): glucuronosyl-N-acetylgalactosaminyl-proteoglycan 4-beta-N-acetylgalactosaminyltransferase activity
Source: RefSeq, a predicted model, not a curated record
CACUGAGUAGAAUUCCCUGGCAAAGCAGGUCGCCACAGCAGUGUUCCAAGCCUCCACAUAGCUGCUGUUUACCCUUCUGGAACAUGCUCUGCUGCCCUACUCUAGGUUUCCAUGGUAGACAGAACCUUAACACUACUAUCAGAACAUUAGAGAUGUGCAGACCUACUUGCAAAAUGGCUCAGAGGCCAAAAACUUAAACGAUACAUUUGAGAUGAGCAGUAGCUCCUAGUUUGGGUUGGAAUACUGUGAGGUGUUUGUGAGGAAAGCAUCAAGCCAGACAUGGUUAUCCUGUGAAUGGGUGGCUAAAGGACUGUCGAAGAGACAUACACUGUGGUAUUACCCAUCCAUAAAAUGCCAGGAGAGCCCUCAUUUCAAGGGAGUGGGAAGCACAGAAGGAGAUCACCGUGGCUGACUAGCACGAGGCUCUACUGAGGGACGCCAUGCUACAGAGAUGGUGCCUUGCGACUGUGACCCGCCGUGGGCUCAUGCUGGUACUAACAUGCAGUGGCCUGGUCCUCCUCCACCUGCUCUCCUGCAGCUUCAAAGGCUCUUACCCGAUUCACAGGCCCUCCUCCUGGGCAAACAGGCCUGUGAGUGAGCCUGAGUACCAGGUGCUGCUUCAGGAGCUGGAGGAGCAAUAUCAGCACUAUGUGCACAGCCUGACCAAGCAGAUAUCCCAGCUGAAAGAGGCUGUGGCCAUGAGGAGCAUACAGCUGAGAGAGUCACUGGGCCACUCAGUCACUGAGUUCCUACCAGAGACCGAGGGCAAUGCUUUAAGAGGCCAGCUAAGCCUGGAAGAGUUUCUGCAGAGCCAAUUGAAUCGUGCAGAGGUUCAUGCAGGAACCAAAGUGCCCAGUGAAUAUGCCCUGGUACCCUUUGAAAGUUUCACCCUCCAUAAGGUGUACCAGCUAGAGAUGGGGCUGAGCAGGUUUCCAGUGGAGAGACCUCUGCGUAAGGACCGCCGGCAUGAGCUCGUCAGCACCCUGGAGACAGCGUUACACAUGCUCAAUGCCCCCCGGGACAGUGAUGACCCCCAGCUGCGUAAAGUCUACUCCCCAUCUGAUUUCAUCGAGGGAAUCUACCGUACAGAGAGAGACCGUGGCACAAUGUACGAGCUGAUGUUUAAGGGAGACGGACCAGAGGACUUCAAGAGGCUAGUGUUCUUCCGGCCAUUUGCACCCCUGAUGCGGCUCAGGGAUGAGCAGAUGGACUUGUCUGGUGUGCUUGUGAACAUAAUUGUACCCCUGGCUAAAAUGGCUGACAAGUUCAAACGCUUCAUGGUUAACUUCAGAGAUGUUUGCAUCCGCCAAGAUGGAAAGAUACACCUAACAGUGGUUUAUUUUGGGAAAGAUCAGCUUGAAGAAGUGAGAAAAAUUCUUGAAAUGACAGCAAGAGAGACAAGCUUCAAGAAUUUCACGCUGAUACAGCUUAACGAAGAAUUCUCACGAGGAAGGGGCCUUGAUGUGGGGGCCCGUGCAUGGAAAAAAGGAAAUGUUCUCAUGUUCUUCUGUGACGUUGACGUGGUCUUCACUGCUGAGUUCCUCAAUUCUUGUCGCCUGAACGCUGAGCCAGGUAAGAAAGUGUUCUACCCAGUAAUCUUCAGCCAGUUCAAUCCUGUCUAUGUUUACGGCCAGCAUGCUGCUGUACCUCCCACUGAACUGGUAAUGAAAAAGGACACAGGAUAUUGGAGAGAUCUGGGCUUUGGAAUGACAUGCCAGUAUAGGUCGGAUUUCAUCAACAUAGGUGGGUUUGAUGCAAGCACCCGAGGCUGGGUGGUGGAGGACCUGCACCUGUACAGAAAGUACCUUCACAGUGAGCUGCUGGUGGUGCGGGCCACUUCGCGCAAUCUACUGCACCUGUGGCACCCAAGCACCUGUUCUGACGACCUGCCUGAGUGGACAUACCACUUAUGUCAGCAACGCAGGGCCACCAGUGAGGCCUCCCACAGCCAGCUGGGAAGGUUGCUCUUUCGCAAGCAGAUUGAGGAGCACCAGCGUCUCCAUGGCUUAUGAUGGUUGAAAGACAGGACGAGGCCUAUUGUCUCACCAUGGCAGCCCAAUUUUGCCCUUGAUUUUUCAACACUUUACAUAAUAGGUUGCAGUUGUAAUAAAAUAACAAUUAAAGAUUUCAUGCACAAAGAA